Caenorhabditis remanei is the source of this 807-nucleotide messenger RNA. RefSeq lists its product as uncharacterized. The record is from RefSeq and is a predicted model, not a curated record. The transcript has 5 exons. NCBI's taxonomy places the organism in Eukaryota, Metazoa, Nematoda, Chromadorea, Rhabditida, Rhabditidae. Bases 1 to 807 code for a protein of 268 amino acids.
AUGGUUGUUAUCCACGGGGAACCCCUUACGUUCACGAACUACUCGACGUCUUCUCUCAACUGGAAUAGUUGCAUGAGUUAUUGUUAUCAAAUGCUUACAUGCAUUGCAGUUCACUAUUAUGAUCAAAAUCCAGAAUGUCAGAUCUUCGAAAUCGGAAAGAUUCAUGAUUUGAAGCAAUUAGAUGCAUACUCUGGUAAGAUAAUGGCAGUGAAGAUGCUCUCCAACCCCACCCAAUGUUCCUCAACUUCUGAUGGUAACUCAAUGCGCGGCGAAGUCUCUACGUCUUCGAUGUAUCAAAACUACAGUAUAACUGCUAACCUAGACAUUUGGAGCAUCUCUGCAAGUCCUCUGUACAAAUGUCCAGAUUCUUUUAGACUGUUCCAUCGAGUAUUAGGAAUGUGGUGCAUUGGAGUUGUGGUGACUGGACCAAUAACACAGCAAGACGGUUCUCAACUCUGUAUUCAAGAUUAUCUAGGAGUCUUGAGCGGAUUUGAUUCAAGAGACGAAUUACGAUAUAUGAUUGACACCGUAGUUCUACUGGUCCCAUCCAAUACCGCAUAUUUAUGGUAUGGAUACUGGAUUAAUGGAUUUCGGAAAGAAACAUGUCGGUUUUCAAAUCAAACUGGUUCAGAUUGUUCUGGAAUUAAAGGAUUCACUCUGACAGAUCCUCUUCUCUCAAACAGAGAAUGGUACUUAUGGGGGUAUGAUGGUCAGCCAAAUGGAAUGUCUGAUGGGUUAGGAACCAGUAAUUGUAUCGCGAAUCGUGUGAAUAUUCACGAUGGAGGUGGAAUCGAUGAUAUUCCGUAA